AUGGCCACCAUGCUGGGCCUCUUCCUGCUGCUGGUUGCUGGCGGCCGUGUCGCGGCGCGCCCCGAGUCCCGUGUGGUCAACGGGGAGGACGCUGAGCCCUACAGCUGGCCCUGGCAGAUCUCGCUGCGGUACGAGCACAAUGGGACGUUCCACCACACCUGCGGUGGGUCCCUGAUCGCGGCCAACUGGGUGAUGACAGCUGCUCACUGCAUCUCCUCCUCACGCACAUACGAGGUGGUGCUGGGUGAGUAUGACCUGAGUGUUGAGGAGGGCUCUGAGCAGCACAUCCCCGUCCCCUCCACUGGCAUCUUCGUCCAUCCCAAAUGGCGAAGCUACUGUGUAGCCUGCGGCAAUGACAUUGCUCUGCUGAAGCUGCAGCACCCGGCGGUGCUCAGCACUGAGGUGCAGGUGGGGCAGCUGCCACCCGCGGGCACCAUCCUGCCCAAUGGGUACCCCUGUUACCUGAGUGGCUGGGGCAGGCUGAGCACGGGGGGGCCGCUGGCGGAGCGGCUGCAGGACGUGCUGCUGCCCGUGGUGUCCCGGGAGCAAUGCACCCGCUCGGACUGGUGGGGCUCGUUCUCCAUCCGCAACACCAUGAUCUGCGCCGGCGGCGACGACAAGUCCGGCUGCAACGGCGACUCGGGAGGGCCCCUGAACUGCCAGGCUGCCGACGGGCGCUGGGAGGUUCAUGGCAUCGCCAGCUUCGUCUCGGCGCUCGGCUGCAACGCGCUCAAGAAGCCGACGGUGUUCACCCGCGUCUCUGCCUUCGAGGACUGGAUCGCUGGGAUCGUGAGCCAGAACUGAGUGUGGCAGCAGCAACAACCUCCCAGUGCGGUGGCAUCUGGCAAAUAAACCC
Molecule: messenger RNA, 856 nt
Organism: Colius striatus (speckled mousebird)
Lineage: Eukaryota; Metazoa; Chordata; Aves; Coliiformes; Coliidae
Gene: CELA3B
Product: chymotrypsin like elastase 3B
Exons: 8
Coding region: 1-804 (267 amino acids)
Biological process (GO): proteolysis
Molecular function (GO): serine-type endopeptidase activity
Source: RefSeq, a predicted model, not a curated record